Adineta steineri is the source of this 621-nucleotide messenger RNA. NCBI's taxonomy places the organism in Eukaryota, Metazoa, Rotifera, Eurotatoria, Adinetida, Adinetidae. The record is from the annotation of a GenBank genome assembly.
AUGGAAAUUAUUUUAAAAGAUCAUCCAAUGAUUGAAGGACUUUUAUACUUUCAUUUUGACGCUUGGAUAAAUCCAUUCAGAUUUGAUAAUAUGAAUUUUAAUCAUAUUUGGUUUCCUGAUUCAGCUUUACCUCCAUUCAGAUGUGUAACAAAUACAGCAGGAUGGGAUUGGUGGGCAUGGGGCAGUGGAUAUCAUACUAUUGCGAAACAAGCGACAGCUAAUGUUGCAAAGAAUUAUUCAAAUCGAUUUAUAACAGAUAAAGAUGUAUUUUGUGGAGGAUGGUCUGAUAUUUAUUAUAUUCCAAGAAGAUUUUUUCGAGAUUUUAUUGAUUUAACAAGUGUAUUUUAUCCAAUUCGAUCAUUUCAUGAAGUUGGAAUUCCAACUAUGAUUAAUAUUAUUGAUCUUACUCAUCGAUUAACACCUUCUCAUAGUAUUGUUACACGAAUAGCAGAUUGUUGGGGACAUUGUUGUCUCGAUAAUCCAACAGCAACUGAGAUUAAAAAACAUCGAUGUGGUCAUAGAAUAUAUUUACCUGAUCAUCUUGCCAGAAAAGCAUUAAUUGAUCUUUUGGAGUCAGAGGCAACUUAUUUUAAUAAAACUAUUUCAAAAAAAAUCAAAUAA